Pyricularia grisea is the source of this 1532-nucleotide messenger RNA. RefSeq lists its product as uncharacterized. Bases 340 to 1128 code for a protein of 262 amino acids. The transcript is spliced from 3 exons. NCBI's taxonomy places the organism in Eukaryota, Fungi, Ascomycota, Sordariomycetes, Magnaporthales, Pyriculariaceae. Gene Ontology annotation, biological process: post-translational protein targeting to membrane, translocation. Gene Ontology annotation, cellular component: Sec62/Sec63 complex. The record is from RefSeq and is a predicted model, not a curated record.
UUUUACGUCCCACCCGCCGCUUUAAGCGUUGCAAGCCAAAUUGCGCCAGGACCCCGGAACCAUUAUGACAGUGUGGGCAGCGUAUGGACACAUUUCCCAAAGUUGCGCCGCGUGCAACAACAGUUGGCAUCUUUUGUAGUCACAAAAAUAAAUCGCCCGCCAACCCGCAUUCUACUAAAACCGAACAGCAGCAGAAAAAAAAAGGACAAUCUGCAAUCGGUCUUGAACAACAAAGUACUGGAAUAUUGUGAACCGAAAAUAAAGAGACAUCUUUAGCAGCUCUGAUAUUUCAACAAUACAAAACAAACCACUGGCGACACUCGGCCAGUCACCGGCAACAUGUUCGGAAUAGAUUGGAUGAGCCUUGUGCUCCCAUUCUCAUACAUUCUCGUCCUGGGGGGAACUUUUAUGACAUUUUCCAACGUCUACAGGAAACGGAAAGCGACACAAAGCGCCAACCUGGCUCCUUGGUUCCCGCCGCACCUGCAACGCAACAUCUACCUGUCGCUGCUCCACCUGGAACCUGAGGACGGAUCCGAGAAGGCGACCAAGGUGCCCGAGAGCGUCCUGCGCACCGCCCUGCUCCGCCGCGCCGUCGAGGACAUCCACCGCAUCAUCCAGAUCCGUACCGCCAAGGCCGCCUGCAGCUCGCUGCUGGCCCGGGGCAGCGUCGGCGAUGACCUGUGGCAGCGGUUCAGCCGCGCGGAGAAGGAGAUGGAGGAGGAGCUGAGGGAUGUCGUCAUGGAGGCCAACGCACUCGCUCCCAACUGGGGUCAGACAAUCUUCCAGUCGGCCAACGAAAUCGCCGCCAACACUAUGCUGCGCAAGCGCCUCGACGACAUCACGGACCAGACCGAUGCCGAGAAGGAAUGGUGGGCCAAGCGCCAGGGCGCCGCCGGCAUCGAGAACCCUCCCGCGUCGUCCCCCACCAACACCACCACCUCCGAGUCCCUCCCCGCCACCUCCAAGGAGACCCCCGGCAGCUCGGAAGACGGCAUCCUCGUCGACGACGUCCCCGAGUCCUCCACCCCCGCGCCCCCGGCACCCGCACCCGUUCAGACCCCUUCUGCGCCGCCUAGUGAGCCCGGCACUCCUUCCAGCAAGAAGAAGAAGAAGGGAAAGAAAUGAAGCACGGGGUUAUGAGGUGUUUUAUUUAGUGAGGGGUUGUUUUGAAUUUUUUUUUGACCGGAAAAGGACGGAGGCUUCGGGCCUCUGAUUUGGUUGGCAAAGUCAAGCGCCCCAUUUGUAGAUAACGGACUUUUUUUUGGGUUGCUUUCCCUUCAUGCGAUUCAUAUUCUUUAGCAAAGCAUCUGCAAAAGCGGUGCUUUCCAAGCUUUCGAGACUGGAAGAGGAGCAAACGGAAAGGGGCCUUUGAUUACCAAAGGAAUAUGGGAUGUGAUAAUGCAUUGGUGCAUGGCGUUUAUGGGUUAGUUUUUUUUCUUAUCCAACAAAGUCGCAUUUCGUAUAAAAUCAGAUUCCCGAUUCGGAGGCUUUUUGGUACGGUGUGUUGGUUUAUUGAUUUGUCUCACUCA